AUGAAUCUCCUAGAUCUGCCACUUGAGAUUAUCCACCUUAUUUUCCAGUCCAUACCCGACCAAUGGAGUCUCCCUGCGUUGCAAGAUCCCAACUACGACCCUAAUCCACGGGUCUUCUCCCUCGACCUGUGGUCACUCAACUCUUUUGUCCAAACAUGCAAAACCCUAUAUAUGCCUCUGAACCCCUUCCUCUAUCAGUGGGAUGCCGAGUUUUACUCCAACCGGGCCCUGGGCUGGGCAGCAGAAAGUGGCAACCUAGCAACUGCGCGGCUCUCACUCAAAGCGAAGCUCCCAGAGGAAAGAUGCCACAAAAGAUGGGAAUACUUGUAUGUGGCUACAUAUUAUAACCACCAAGCCAUCGUACACCUUCUACUGAAGCAUGAUAUCGAUCCGAAUCGGGUUGCGUACUGGGACACUGAGGUGGAUGACGGCGAGGGUUCGAACAAUCUCAGUAUCAAUUUGCUCGAGGAAGCCACACACGUGGGCUCUGUUCCAAUCCUGGAAUUAUUACUUGAUCAUGGGGCAGUUACUGACCGUCUGACAUUCAUAUCAAUGCUGAAACACGCAGCGGGGAAAGGGUACCUUGCUAUCGCCAAACUUCUUAUCGAGAAUGGCUGUGGUCUUGGAGCGAUCGAUCCUGCUGAAUAUCACGAUGCUCUAUGCAGAGCAAUCGAGACAGGAUCCACCAGUGUAGUUCAGUUUCUGCUUGAACAAGGAGUUUGUCCUGAGAUGCCGCCCGGGAUACAGCGGCCAGGUCGGUCGUCUAUGGCUCUGGCUGCUUAUAUGCACGACCAAGAGAUAAUCAAGAUGCUAAUUGCCCAUGGAGCGAAUCCAUUUCCCGAGGAACCGAUCGGCAUCUAUGUCCUCCCAUUGGUAAAUGCUGCCAGUGUGAAGAAUUACCCAGUGGCUCAGCUCCUCCGUGAAUCCAUCAAUCUAGAGGAGAUGAUCAGAUCGAGAGGCCGGAACCAAGAAUUGCUUCUGUUGGUCGCUGCUGCCUGUGGAUGGGACGACAUGGUACGACAACUCCUCGACCAGGGCUGUCCGGUGGAUACAAAGGUACGAAAUUCAUACUCUUUCCAUUCAACCAGUAAGCCCGACAUCAACAAGGAGCAUCUCCCGCCUAUAUCGCUCGCGGCCGAUCGAGGUCACUAUAGCACUGUGCAGCUACUGCUUUCCUAUAAUGCAAGCUACAAUCCCCUCUCGAGAUACGAAGAACCCUUCCCACUUCUCCAUGCGGUGGCCUCAGGACACCUGGAUAUUGUGGAGCUUCUCCUCGAUCACGGCGCAGAACUGAAUGGUAUAGGACGAUGGUAUGACCGGGACAAGGACAUCGGUGAUCUACCGUGCAUAUAUUGGGCUUUGAGACAUCCGGAGAUCUUCCGCCUUCUGCUUGACCGAGGCGCGGAUCUAUCCGUGCGGGCAGUAGAAGCCAGCAUCCAGAUUGACCGGAAUCUACAUGGGAUUAUCUCAAUCAGUCAUGAGUUUGAGGGCGGAGGGCGAGCACCCACAAGCACACUGGUCAUCCAAGAGGCUCUGGAAAGUGGUUGCACCGAAAUAGUCCAAAUCCUCCUGGAAAGAGGCAUACCAUUGCAAAUCCCUGGGCAAGGUGCCUGUUGGGGUCACAAGCCUCUGCUAAUAGCGGCAGCGGCGGGGGGCGAAGAAACGACAAGGCUUGUCUUGGACCAUGGACUCAACAUUUCCUCGGGAAGCGUAGAUGUCGAGGAAGCCAUAAACAUUGCUGUCGGUAAAGCAAACUUCGUGUUGUUUAAGCUCCUGCUGGACAGAGGAUUUUUGAAUCCUCCAUCUGCUUCUCCGGGAGAUCGAAACAUUCUGGGAAUUGAGAUACCCGCGUCCCCAGCGCCACAGAGAGAUACAAAUACCGAUGCGACUACUAUGGAUCUACCAACAGAGCACGGCACGUGCACUAAACCGACAAAAUCACCUCUAGCAACAUCCCCUCUUGAUCAUCUGUUCAUGAGCGAGGCUUUACCAGGUCCAGGAAAUACGGAAAUUUUCGUUCAGUUUUUGUUGGAACAAGGUGCAGAACCCCUUGGAGGAUCUUCUGCCUUUACGACUCCAUUGGGAAUAGCUUCAAAACGACGAUAUAUCCAUAUAGUUCGGCUUAUGCUGAGGGUCAUUGAUAGACAGACUAUUACGGAGGAAGAGCUCUUGCUUAAGCUUGGCGUGAUUCUUGAGAUUGAAAACCUCGACGCAGGUGCCCGUAGUACGCUAAGCGGAGCAGCAGAAACCUUCCAUGAAGUGAGUUGA
Penicillium verrucosum is the source of this 2268-nucleotide messenger RNA. RefSeq lists its product as uncharacterized. The transcript has a single exon. Gene Ontology annotation, molecular function: protein binding. The record is from RefSeq and is a predicted model, not a curated record. Bases 1 to 2268 code for a protein of 755 amino acids. Lineage: Eukaryota; Fungi; Ascomycota; Eurotiomycetes; Eurotiales; Aspergillaceae.